Ooceraea biroi (clonal raider ant) is the source of this 6279-nucleotide messenger RNA. RefSeq names its product adaptor protein complex 1, gamma subunit (gene AP-1gamma). The record is from RefSeq and is a predicted model, not a curated record. Gene Ontology annotation, biological process: vesicle-mediated transport; intracellular protein transport. Gene Ontology annotation, cellular component: membrane coat; Golgi apparatus; AP-1 adaptor complex. Lineage: Eukaryota; Metazoa; Arthropoda; Insecta; Hymenoptera; Formicidae.
CCACGACGGCGGCGGCGGCCAUCUUUGAGUCGGCCGUCGCGCACGGAGCCACGCGAAAUUCUGUCUCGUCGACGGGACGGGCGGAGAGAAAGAGAGAGAAAGAGGGAGAAAGAACGAGAGCGAAAGCCGAAAGCGUGCGCGGGCGAGAGAGAGAGAGAGAGAAAGGGAGAACGGUGCACGUCGUUAUAGGCGGCUCGGCGGCUGGUGGGUUUUAUCGCGCGGGCGGACGGACGGUGUGCGGUGUGUGCGCUCUGUGUGGUCGACGAUCGUGUGGGUAGGGACUUGGCGCGACAAGGAGCUAUGUUCAUGGGGCUCGCGUCGCGAACUAGGGACUAGCCUCCGCCUUCACGGGACUCGACGGCGCCGCACGGAGGGAUAGCAGAGCUCGUGUUUUGUACCUCGUCUGCAACUUGGUUUUCGUUGUGGCAUACACUCAGAACUCAAGAAACUGAGAAACAAUGAAUGCCUCAGAACAUGGGUUUAACCCAGCCUUUAACAUGGCCUCCAUAAAGCAGGCUUUCAAUGAGGCUGUAGAAAGAGUCUCAACAGUUAGGAUGCCUGCACCGACACGGUUGAGGGAUCUGAUUAGACAAAUACGAGCCGCACGUACAGCAGCGGAAGAGAGAACAGUCGUGAACAAGGAGUGCGCGUACAUCCGCUCGACGUUCAGAGAGGAAGACAGCGUGUGGAGGUGUCGUAACAUCGCCAAGUUGCUCUACAUUCAUAUGCUGGGGUAUCCGGCGCAUUUCGGCCAAUUGGAAUGUUUGAAGCUCAUUGCCUCGCCGAGAUUCACGGACAAGCGGAUCGGUUACCUGGGGGCGAUGCUGUUACUGGACGAGCGGCAGGACGUGCACCUCCUGAUAACGAAUUGUUUAAAAAAUGAUUUGAACAGUUCCACGCAAUUUGUCAUUGGUCUGGCGUUGUGCACUUUGGGGGCGAUCGCGUCACCGGAAAUGGCGAGGGACCUGGCGUCUGAGGUCGAGAGACUGAUGAAAUCGCCGAACGCGUACAUCCGGAAGAAAGCGGCGCUCUGCGCCUUUCGGAUCAUCAGACGCGUGCCGGAACUGAUGGAGAUGUUCCUGCCGGCCACCCGCAGUUUGAUCACCGAGAAGAAUCACGGGGUCCUUAUCACCGGCGUCACCCUCAUCACGGAGAUGUGCGAAAAUAGCAUCGAUACGUUGAACCACUUCAAAAAGGAAUGCGGCCAUCGUGAGAUCGUGCCAAAUCUCGUAAGAAUCCUGAAGAAUCUAAUCCUAGCGGGUUACUCGCCUGAGCAUGAUGUGUCCGGAGUAUCGGAUCCGUUCCUCCAGGUGAAGAUACUGCGCCUCCUUCGUAUCCUGGGGCGCAACGAUGUCGACGCAUCCGAAGCUAUGAACGAUAUUCUUGCUCAAGUCGCCACCAACACGGAAACCAGCAAAAAUGUCGGUAACACGAUAUUGUACGAGACGGUCCUGUCGAUUAUGGACAUCAAGUCGGAGAGCGGACUCCGAGUAUUGGCGAUCAACAUACUGGGUAGAUUUUUACUGAAUAACGACAAGAAUAUCAGAUACGUGGCAUUGAACACGUUGCUGAAGACGGUUUACGUCGACACGAGCGCGGUGCAGAGGCAUCGAUCGACGAUUCUGGAAUGCUUGAAAGAUCCGGACGUCUCGAUCAGAAGACGCGCGAUGGAACUGAGCUUUGCCCUCGUGAACUCCAAUAACAUCAGAAACAUGAUGAAGGAGUUGCUCCUGUUCUUGGAGCGCGCCGAUCCGGAAUUCAAGGCUCAAUGCAGCAGCAAUAUCGUGAUGUCCGCCGAGAGAUUUGCCCCGAACAAACGUUGGCACCUCGAGACACUGUUUAAAGUGCUCGUCGCGGCUGGUAAUUAUGUGCGAGACGAUGUGGUGGCAUGCACGAUACAGCUAAUCUCGGAGACGCAGCCGCAGCAGGGUUUCGCCGUUGGCGCGUUGUGGCGCGCGUUGGAGAAGGACACGUCCGACAAGCAACCCUUGGCGCAAGUAGCCACGUGGUGCAUCGGCGAAUACGGCGACAUGUUGUUGUACGGUCCGCCGUCGGAGGAUGCUGAAACACCAAUCGACCUGACGGAGGACGAGAUCAUCGACGUGUAUCAGAGAUUACUUUGGAAUCCGCAGAACACCGUGGUUACGAAACAGUACACCUUAUUGUCUCUCACGAAACUGAGCACGAGGUUCCAGAAGGGUCACGAGAAAAUUCGUCAGAUCAUAGAUACGUUUGGUAGCAAUUUGCAUAUCGAGUUACAGCAGAGAGGUAUCGAGUUCUCGCAAUUAUUCCGAAAGUAUGACCAUCUGCGGCCCGCGCUGCUCGAGAGGAUGCCGCCGAUGGAGACCGCGCGGCCGCAGGCUAAUGGUAUCAUAGGUUUGGUGAAUGGCGAGCCGGAACCGGAAGACGAGAAGUCUACGAUACUAGAACCAGUCACGACCACAUCCGAUUCAAGUGCACUUUUAGAUUUACUUGGAACUACGGAUGUGGGAGUGACGAUGCCAGCGACGGCCGCGGCGACGGCCAGUAAACAUUCGUCGCCGAGCUCGGCCGCGGUAACGCACAAUAACGACUUGUUAGACUUGCUUAGCUUGGAUUUGAAUACGCCCACGGUCGCCACUCCCACGCUACCGCUGCAACCGCAGCCAUCAGCCACGCCGAUAUUCAGUCCCACCAGUACCAGCAACUUCUUGGUGGAUGGAUUGCUCAGUACCCCUUCAGCUCAAAAUGAAACGCCGACUAUGGUCAUCCUGGAUAAAGCGGGGCUCAAGAUAACGUUCAAAGUAGAAAGACCGCCCGAUAUCCCCGAUUUGUUAGUCAUAAAUAUGCUGGCUCAAAACUCCGGAAGCACCACUUUGACCGAUUUUCUGUUUCAAGCAGCAGUUCCUAGGACAUUCCAACUACAGAUGUUGCCGCCAUCGAGCACCGUCAUUCCGCCGUCUGGUCAAGUAACUCAAGUGCUGAGAGUCACGAAUAUGAAUAGAACGCAGUUAAGGAUGAGAUUGCGUAUAUCGUAUACGGGCCCAACUGGACCGGUCCUCGAACAAACGGAAGUCAAUAACUUUCCGCUCUCGUCGUCGCAGUGACAAGAUGUAAUAGGAACCAUACAGAAACCAUUUGUACAUAUGCCUGCCUAAAGAAUAAUUAAUCGAGUCUUGAGCAAGGACUGAGAUGAAAAAGAGGGGAAGACAGUUUUCCGUUUCAUCAUCAUCAGGAACGUGCAAUCUGGCAAGACGGAUACAUCCAACACAAAUAUUUCUAUCAGUUAAGCGAUUGAACCCAUGCGUACGCGGCACGGACAAAACAUGACCCAAGUUUUAUAACUUAAUUAUCUGGAUUUGCCAAAGCAAGGACACGCGACCGUCUCGUGUCUACGUCGAGAGUCGCGUAAGACUUCGUUCGACCGUUUUUCUUUGAAAAAGUCAUUUGCGAGUAUUGGAAAAGUAUUCUCUCGGCGCACGCUGUUGCGAUUUUAUUAUUUAUUAAGGCAAAUUUUUCUGUCGCGUGUAACACGAUCUUAACCGGAAUCUGGGUCUUUCGAAACUGAAAUUGCGUUAUUCUUUUCGCGUAGCUUCGUUGCAAGGAGAAGGGAGUGCAGGGAGAAAGAACGUGAAAAAUGCUUUAUUCGCGUAUUGCGCCGCGCUCGUAUGAGAAGAAAGAAAAAAAAAGGAAGAUUUGUAAAUAUUUUUUCUAAUCAAGACACGCGAGGAGAAAUCGAGGAAACACUGUACUCCGAUCUCGGUCGCAGUCCCGCUGUUUUACGGCUACUAAUAUAGCGCGUAAUAUCUGACCUAGGCUAAACGGAGAUUGUAGGAAAAAAAAUGAGUGAGAGGGAAGGCAACAGAUACAUCAGACCGCAUAAACGCGUCACAUUUGAGAGAGGGACGGGACGGGGACCGGUUCCCGUCGAGCUCGAAAGUGACGUCGCUGCCCCAAUGGAAUCAUCGAACGAGAAGGCGUUCACAAUAAUUCUCACUGUAAUAAAUCGAUCUUUUCUACCGUAGACGUUUGUAAGAUACCGCGGAUGAUACUCGCGCGAUCGUCUUGUAAAUAUUAGAUAAUCGCAGUGACACGAGCGGAGGCGAGAAAAAAUUCUUACGAGACGGAGAGAAAAUGGGAAAGAAAAAGAAAAACGAGAACGCGCGAAACGGGAGUCCUCCGUAUGUGUACGCGAUAGAGCUGUCAACGAGCACGAUGAUAUCCACGUUUUCGUCUUCGAGGGAUGAUAUCAGUUUGGGGGGAAGUACACACACACACACACACACACAUACAUAACACGCUACUGAUGCACACCCGUGCUGAUGCCUGUGAUGCACGAGUGUGUUACGUACGUAGCACGAUUACACAAUUUCGAAUUCGUAUUCAGAGUACAGAGUAACAUUGGAGGGCUGAAUUCUGGUUGUCAUGUUGUCUGUCGCGCUUAAUUGUAUUGCACACGUUGAAUCGCAUCCGAUUGUUAUUACGAGAGAUGAUCGGCGAUGCGUUAUCGAGUGAUUGAAACAUCCCUCUCGUCUUCGAAUGAUAUUAAUCCAGGCGAGGCGUCGUCGUCCCGACGACGACGUCGUUUCGCCUCAGUUGCAUAAUUUUAUCGAGUUAGGUUUAAUGGAAAGGAGUAUGGAAAAUUGUAAAAAUGUUGUGGUACAAAACCAAUCGUUAUGAAACUUGACAAAAACUUAGUAUGAGGUAAAAUAUGAAUUUUAGUCGACAAAGCUGCAGUAUUUGUGAGGAGCCAUUCACGAACAAUGUUAUUUUAUUGCCAAAAUUAGAUUAUAUAAGUGGUAAAUGGCACUGCCGCCACACGAUUCACUGGACACAUUUUCUGCUUUUUGACCAGGAUCCACUCAUGUAGCCGGUCGAUUUUAGUUAGAUUUCUUCAUAUUUUACCUCAUACUAAGUUUGUGUCAAGUUUCAUAACGAUUGGUUUUGUACCACAACAUUUUUACAAUUUUCCAUACUCCUUUCGCGUUACACGAUAAUACGAAUGAGCGUAGUUAAUCUUCUUAUGUGGAAAAAUGAAAAUUGCUGUACGGCGAAGAACGGGAAAGCGAAACGAAUUGCAAACGUUUUUUUAAGAUCGACUUCACGUAGCCUAAUCCUGUGUCACCGCGUUUUUACGAAAGUCAGAAUCGCGUAAAGAGAGUCCAAGGAUAAUUAUGUAUACGUUGACAACACACAGUGUACUCUUUGAGUUAUCGUUUGCGUUGAAGGAAGCUUUCGCGAUACGCUAACGUAAAAUUAACAGCGAAGUAACAGAUUUACGUGUAUCCCCGUUAGCUUUUACCGCCCGAUUUCUGAAUCCUAACUUUGUUAUACGCAAUUCGAACUGCUUACUGUCCAAGCCAGCGCUCGGACGUAACGAUACAUGUUUCAAACGGCAAAGAGAGGCGCGUAUACGAGUAUGAAUCGUUCGUUUCUGACGCAACGUUCGUACGGUUUUGCACUUGCUUUCGCUCGAAUCUUUUCACGCGUGUAGUCCACGACGGACGGGCGAGAGAUGUGACGAGAGUUCCAUGAUAGGUGAUGCAGUUUAGGAGAGGCAUAGGGCACGCCGGGAACAAUAGAUUUGGCAAAGCAGCAGGUCGAUCCAGAUGUCUAUUUUCUCUAGACUUUCCUACGAAUUAUUAGGUUUAAAGGGAGAACGGACACGCUGUUGUACUUAAUUAUUUAAUUCGCUCCGACAUGUGAACAGCAUUGUAGCGCGGUAUUAUGUAAGUGUAGAUGUAUGUAUAUACCAUAAAAAGCUCACUCCAGGAGCAGCGUCGUUCCGACACUCUUCUCCUCGAUUCGAGUCGCGUGCAACCCUUGAUUUCUGUCCGGACAUUCUUUGUACAACUUUUCGAUUAGAUUCACAAUUGAUUGGGUGUGCAUAUAUAUAUAUAUGUGUGUGUGUAUAUAUACACUCAAUCAUAUAUACAUAACUGUGCAUUUUAGCUCCGUCCCUUAUAUGUUGUGCGAGAUGCGAACGCGCGCGCGCGCGGGAGAGAGAGAGAGAGAAAGGUGUGGGAGUAUAUAUAAAAAAUAGAACAGGUGGGUGUGCGUUUCUCUGAGUGGCCUUGUCCUUAAAGUCUGUGACACAGCGCGUCAGCCCUUCAGUGGGGGUUUUGCUCUGCCUACUUGUUCUGAAUAUAUUAUAUAUUAGUUUUAUAAACAUACUUAUAUUAUAAAUAUAUAUAUAUUAUAUAUAUAUACAUACACGAGGAUAUUGAUUAAUGAUAAAACUGCUGUAUAUAUACUUUCUAGCGAAUCGAGGUGUGAAAAUAAAAUGUAUUUUUAUUCCAC